This is a messenger RNA of Suillus plorans, 744 nucleotides long. RefSeq lists its product as uncharacterized. Lineage: Eukaryota; Fungi; Basidiomycota; Agaricomycetes; Boletales; Suillaceae. The coding region runs from base 1 to 744 and encodes 247 amino acids. The transcript is spliced from 2 exons. The record is from RefSeq and is a predicted model, not a curated record.
AUGUCACAUGACCAAAUGCGAAAAUUCUACCAAAAGGUGAUCAAUACACUUGCAUGCAUCAGAAUCUCAAUAUCUACAGACUCAAUCAAUGCCACAAUCCGAUCAUUGUCAACAGAGUCACAGAAUACUCUCCAAACCCUAGGAAAAUCACUCCUUGCCUCGUAUGCAUAUGAUAACUUUGAUGUUGAUCUGAAAUCUCAAGUUCCUCUUGCUGAGAAGUCAAAUGACUCGUUAAAGCAUCUCACCUCCGGUUUGCUGUUCCCAUUGCAGCAUGGUGUUACUGCAGAUGACUUAAAAUGUUCUAAAGAGCUAUGGAGACAAUCAGUGUUAAAUUCCCAUGUGCAGCUCUCAACACUACCUCCGAAAAGAUCAUGGAAAGAUCUGUUACACAUCCACCCAGAAUCCAAGGACAAUUCCACACCACAACUCUCUCGGCGCAAUCAAUUCAACAUGCGGAUGUUCCUGUUGGAUUUAUGUGAACAUGGGCCAGAGUAUUUUCAUCAAUUUCAAUCCAAGAUUCCCGAGCUGGACGCUGUAGAGGAGAUACCAUUAGUCAAAAUGUCAAUCACAGCUGCAUGUGCAAUGGACAUCAAUAAUUCAACCAUCAGUGGGAAUAUUUGUGCAGUCAUGGAACUACUUGCCCAAGGUGGUGUACAUGAUCCCACCGACACCAACAUUCUUGACAAUCCCAACAUCUCGCAAUAUGUCAUCUUCAUUCACAGUGACCUGGGCACAGGGGAAUGA